AUGUUAUACAAGCUGGCACUGGGGGCGGCGGUCUUCGCAUGGGCGUCGCUGGCGGACAUUUGUGUUGAGAAAACGGCCAGCCUCCCUCCAGGAUGGAUGAAGAUCAGCGAUCAAGUCGACCCAAACGAGCGAUACUCGUUUUCAAUUGCGCUCAAGCAGCCACAGAUGAAAGGUCUACAGAAGCUUCUGACCUCGGCCCGAGCAAACAUGCUAUCUCUGGCCGACACCACAACAAUGCGUGCUCCGACGGCAAAGUCGGUCAGCAUGGUGCAGGGUUGGCUGCGCAGCCACGGUAUCCAGGACAUCGAGACCAAGGGUGACUGGGUCAAUGUCCGCGCGACAGUCGGCCAGACUGAUGCGCUUAUCGGCUCUGUCCUGGAGCACUACAUCUACGAUGGCGAGGACACGCCUGUUCUCCGGACGACGCAGUACUUCAUCCCGGACGCUCUCGAGGAUGCUGUCGACUUCAUUCACCCUGUGUCCAACUUUAUGAAGCCCGUCCGCUCCAUCUCCAAGAUAAGGUUCCUUGACGAGAAGGACCUGGCGAAGCGCGACCCGCCGUGCACCUCCAUCAUUACCCCCAAGUGCGUGCGCGACGCGUACAACUUUCACUACAAGACGCCCGACGACAAAUCGAGCGUCACCAUGGGCAUCACGGGUUUCCUCGAAGAGUACGCCAACUACCAGGACUCGGACCAGUUCCUGUCGCAGCACGCGCCCGAGAUCGCGGCCAAGAAGUACAACUACACGGUAGAGCUCGUCAACGGCGGCGAGAACCCGCAGAACCUGUCGCAGUCGGGCGCUGAGGCGGCGCUGGAUGUCGACUACGGACUGGCACUGGCAUACCCGGCCAACCUCGUUUUCUACUCGACGGCUGGGCGCAGCGAGCUCAUCGGCGAGGAUGGGCGGGCCGACUCAAGUAAUAAGUCGACCAACGAGCCAUUCCUGGAACUGUUCCAGUACUUCCUCGACAAGCCUGACGGUGAGAUUCCGAGCGUUUUGUCCGUGUCGUACGCGGACGACGAGGUCUCGGUGCCGCGGCCGUACGCUGAAAAGGUGUGUAGCAUGAUUGGCAUGCUCGCCGGCCGUGGCAUGACGCUGCUCUUCGGCUCCGGCGACGGAGGCGCCCAGGGCGGGCACAACUCCAACUGCCGCACGCGCGACGGCUCCAACAAGAAGAUUUACAUGACGACGUUUCCCUCGACGUGCCCGUGGGCGCUGGCCGUGGGCGCGGUCUCCAACACCAAGAACCCGCCCGAGGCGGCGGGCUUUAGCACCGGCGGCUUCUCGCAGUACUUCCCGCAGCCCUCGUGGCAGAAGGAGGUGGUGGGCGCGUACGUGAGGUCGCUCAACGGCUCGCUGGACGGCUACUACGAGCCCCGGAACCGCGCCAUCCCGGACAUCUCGGCCGUAGGCACCAACGUGCUGGUGGUGCAUAAGGGCCAGCCCGGCCUGCUGCAGGGCACGAGCGCGAGCACGCCGAUGAUCGCGGCGAUGCUGGCUAUGGUGAAUGACGCGCGCGCGCGCGCUGGUAAGCAGCCGCUCGGCUGGGCCACGAGGCUGCUGUACGGCAAAAGGGUGCGAAGCACGCUGCUGGAAGUGACGGCGGGGGAGAGCUUCUCUUGCGACUACGACGGCGAGAAGCCCGGCGGGUGGCCGGCGAAGAGCGGCUGGGAUGCCGUCACAGGGUUGGGCGUGCCAAAGGACUUUAACGAGCUGCUCGACGCGCUGUUGCACGGGGACGAUUAG
Messenger RNA from Cordyceps fumosorosea ARSEF 2679, 1749 nucleotides. RefSeq names its product S8/S53 family peptidase. Bases 1 to 1749 code for a protein of 582 amino acids. Gene Ontology annotation, molecular function: serine-type endopeptidase activity; tripeptidyl-peptidase activity. NCBI's taxonomy places the organism in Eukaryota, Fungi, Ascomycota, Sordariomycetes, Hypocreales, Cordycipitaceae. Gene Ontology annotation, biological process: proteolysis. The transcript has a single exon. The record is from RefSeq and is a predicted model, not a curated record.